AUGGAAGGUUUGUCGGCGAAGUUAAAUGAUUUACCUGAUGAGAUUCUUCUUCUUAUUUUUAAAAAAUUGGACAAUAUUGAAGUGCUCUACUCAUUCAUAGGUGUUAAUAAACGAUUUAAUAAACUUGUACAUGAUUCAAUUUUCACGAAUCAUUUAACAAUGACAAGAUGUUCUUCUAAUGGUUCAUUUGAUCGAUUAGAUAACCAAAUACUUGCGAGAUUUUGUUCACAAAUUUUACCUUCGAUUCAUCACAAAAUCAAAUGGUUGGAUAUUGAAUCCUCAUUUAUAGAAGAUGUUUUUCUUUGUACAAGUUAUCCCAAUUUAUGUGGACUUGGUUUACAUAAUAUCGAGAAGGACAUUGCAUUACGUAUCUUUACUGGUGAGAGAUUUUUUUUUCAAUCAUUAAUAUUUCAAAAAUAUAGAUAA
Messenger RNA from Rotaria sp. Silwood2, 426 nucleotides. The record is from the annotation of a GenBank genome assembly. NCBI's taxonomy places the organism in Eukaryota, Metazoa, Rotifera, Eurotatoria, Philodinida, Philodinidae.